UCCCUCUGUAUGUAGGGUUUCUUGUCCCCAAAAUAAAAUCUUUUUAGGGUUUUCUGAAACAGUGGAGUGAAGCACAAAUCUGCGAUUAGGAUGGAGGUGAAGGGUGUCCCGUAUUUGUACCUGAUGUCGAACGAAAGAUUAUAUCGUCUGGAAAUUGGCAAGUUCCGUCAAGUUGCAAAUAAGUUCCCAGACUGGCGUCGUCCGGCACCGAUUGAGUUCGAGAAGGUCGAGUUUUUGGGUGAAGACGGUCAAGUCGUUAGUGAGGUUCCUGAUUCAAUGCAACAUCAUGCCGACCACCGCAGCAACCGCCUAUUUUUGGUGGGGGGUUUUCAUUCCGAUGGUACCCCCAAUAGAAUGGUUUACCUUCUUCAACCGGACUCAGACUAUCCAUGCGCCAGGCGCAUAAUAGAAUCUACAGGAUUCUUGGCCUCUGGAGCCUUCUCUGCCAACACCGGUGGGACUGUUGCGGUGCUCCAACUUGAUGAUGAUGAUGAUGGUAACUUUUAUCUUCUCGACACAACGCAAAAGCUUGAUCCCUCGUUAUCAGGAGGGAAAUUAGAUAUCGCACCUCCUAUCUCCGCUACCAGAGAUGAGGGCUUUUGUUUCCAGCGUUAUUCUAUUUUAGAUAAUUGUUGGGAGAAUUUACCUGAACCCCCUCAAUGUGGUCUGCUAUCGGGGUGGGCUAGAUGGGGCCAUAAGUUGCACAUCAGCACUUGUGGACGAUCACACAUGUUUGAUUUCCGUAGAGGUGUGUGGAGGGAUGGAUUGCCAGGAAAUUUUGGAGCUGCGGUUGUGUAUAAGAAUUUUUUUAUUGGCUUUAGAUCUCCUCAGAGUAUAGUUGCCUCUUAUAUGGAUUCACGUGAAAUGCCCCAAUUUCGACUUAAUGACCUGUACAAGCUGGAAGACAUAUUUGGUCGAUGGACGGGGGUGCAUGUGGAUGACAUUUAUAUGGGGUUAUGUAGGGAUGGAGAUGACGACCUUCUUUGGUUAGCUUAUUCAGUUGUUGGCAGCGAAGCUCCAAUAAAUUGCCAUGUUCGUUUCGUACUGUUUAGAAUGCUCAUUCAAGAUGAUCGGUUUGGUGUCCCAACUCUGUCUUUAGUUCAUGAGGCCGCUGAAUACCUUGACUUGGAGGAUGUAUGGUUAUGUACUGCUUUUGUAUGGAACACUACUGAUCAAGACCAGCCAACCACUAGGAAAAGAAGCAGACGACUCGACUAAGUUCAAAGGGAAGAGGGAUAUUGCUAGUCGGUUGCUGUUCUUAUAACGCUUGGAUUUGUAAUAUUCAGACAAGAAUUGAUUCAAAUAGAAAAAGUAAGAGUCUAUAAUAUGAUUGCAGAAUUACAUUAGUUAAGAGUUUGUAAUCUGAAGGAGUACAAGAUUUACCAGCAUUGGCCCGUGACGUCUUGGCUUUCUCUGGCGAGUUUUAUUUUUUUUACAGAAUUAGACUUGGGAUAAGAUAAAAGUUUUAUGCGACAUUGUAAUCAGAAUUUAUGGGGCUUUUCCAUCUACCUGUUAGAUCUUUGUGAUAACCUUUUGUUUUGUUUCUGGAAGAUGGAUGGUACCUUAGUUUGGAUAGAGAUGCUGUUGACAUUUAUCUGAGGUCUUUUAUUGAGCUCAUGUUUUCUCAUUUGGUUUUUCAUCUGCACAAUGCGAGGAGAGGUCAUAUUUUUGUGCUGUUGAAGUUGCCUUUUUAAGAGGUGGGAGAUCCUAGCAUGGAGUCUUGCUCUAUUGAGUGGAAGGCAUCAUUAUUUUGUAAAGGAAAUAAGGUUAUAGUCUUGUGGGGUUGUACUUUGUUAGCUGUCAUGUGGGUACUUGGUUGGAAAAAGUUGGGAGGAUUCUUUGAUAUUAUGAGAGCUACAUGGAGCUUUGGAUAGAUUUAGCUUGUCCUGUAUCGGUAGAUUUCAUAGGCCACAUCCUUUUGUGCUAGAAGGGAUGUUGUCAUACUAGGUUACUCAUUAGAGUGUUUUUAUUUGUAACGAACUAUUGCAUUUUGUUUAGCUUUCUGGUUUCUGUUGUGGAAGUAUUGUCCAGUUUUAUUAUAUCAUUCAAUCUUGUAAUUCAGGCUCAAAAAUAUGAAUGAUUAUGCUGAAAGACAGACUUGGGAUUGAU
Molecule: messenger RNA, 2109 nt
Organism: Rosa chinensis
Lineage: Eukaryota; Viridiplantae; Streptophyta; Magnoliopsida; Rosales; Rosaceae
Exons: 2
Coding region: 91-1218 (375 amino acids)
Molecular function (GO): protein binding
Source: RefSeq, a predicted model, not a curated record